Messenger RNA from Saccostrea cuccullata (small rock oyster), 1544 nucleotides. RefSeq lists its product as uncharacterized. The record is from RefSeq and is a predicted model, not a curated record. The transcript is spliced from 4 exons. The coding region runs from base 208 to 678 and encodes 156 amino acids. NCBI's taxonomy places the organism in Eukaryota, Metazoa, Mollusca, Bivalvia, Ostreida, Ostreidae.
CUAAACGAUUUUGUUUCAAUAGGGAAGGUUGCACAAGAGUUUAAAAUGUCUAUCAAAUUCACCAAGAGUGAACAAUAAUAAACAACAGUGCAUAUCUGAUAUAUGUCUACAACAAAAACUUCAAAUCAUUGAUAUCUGAUUGAAGGAAGUGAAAACUGUACACGGAAUUAUUCAGAAAAUCCAAGAGAAGAUUUUGUUUAUACAACUAUGGAAUGGACAAUAUUAACCGUUUUCUUUGCUCAGCAUCUUGGCUUGUCCACAGUGUCUGGUUCAUGCUAUUACAACUCGAAUACUUCUUCCUACGACUGUUACAGCUACGAUUACCACUACACUAUCCACUACUAUUACUACACGUACUCAUAUGGACUGAGAACUGUAGCAAUCCUUGGUGUCAUAUAUGGUUCCUUAGCUGGAUUAGCCUCGUUGGUUGGACUAACCAUCUGUCUGUGUAUAAAAUGCAGAAAAACAACAUCCAAUCAGGGUGCAUUUCUCUAUCAAAGGAUCGCAAAUGAUGAAACUGGUGUUCAGACACCAAUACAAUCUUACAAUCAGGAUAGAGUGUACUCACCUUAUCCUGUUCAUCAGCAGACUGAUGGUGAACUAGAAAUGUUCUCUACCGCUCCGCCUCCCCAACGCAAUCUGCCACCUACCAAAAAUCAAGAUUCGCCACCGAACUAGCAUUUUCCUUAUAGUGCUGCUACAUCUCCAUUCAACUAUAGUGUUUAUAAGGUUUCACUCAUAUGUAUGUCCCCGUAAUCGAAGAUGCGGGGGUAUGUCGUUUUUCCGUCUGUCUGUGUGUUUGUUCGCAAAAACUAACAUUGUCCAUUACUUUUGACUGGGUGGAGCUUUGACUUUGAUAUUUCAGAUGUGUGGCAAGACCUUUCUUUACCACCAAAUUUGACCUUGUGACCUUGGAGUUUAACCUACUUUUUAAAAACUUAAACCUUGGCCAUAAUUUUCUUGAAUUGUUAGGGCUAGGGCUUCCAUACUUCACAUAUGUAAACCUUGUGACAUUAGAUCUUACAUAAGAAACCAACAACUUAGAACCUUUGACCUUGGGGUUGAGACCUACCUUUCAAAAACUUAUUCUUGGGUAUACCUUUUGAAAAGGUGGUUCUAGGGCUUUCAUACUUCACAACUGUAUUUCUUGUGAGAACACUUUACUUUGGUAACAAAAUAUUUAAUUUGCAUUGCAGAAAAGUUUAAUCUUCGCUAUGUUGCCAUACGGGGACAUCAGUGUUUUACAAACACAUCUUGUUAUUCUCGUGAUUAUCUCCGCUGUUUAUUAUCUUGUUAUUUAUCAUGCUUUUUUCAAUAAUAUUAAAAAAAAAGUGGAGGUAAUACCUCCACAGAGGCCCUCAUAUAUAUAUUUUCACCUGGGGUGCCAGGAGCUCCCUGGAUCAGAUAGAAAGAAUUAGUACAUUUAAUAUUUGAUAUACAUAUAUUUAGAUGUACACACUUCAAUAAAAUAGAACCAUUGAAAAAAUACAGUUAUAUGUAUAGAUAAAUAACAUAAUAUUCCACAUACAUGUACUUUAUAUAAC